UGCCUGUGUUGAAAAAUCCUCACAGCCCUGCCGUGCGUGCGCCAUGGGCAGAAGUGAUUCACGGAGCAGGUUGCCACGGAGUGACAGCCGGGCACCGCGGGCUGCGUCCCGUUCGAGGUCUGAUUCUAGACGUGGAAACUCACGCAGGCGUUCGCCCCCUCGGCAUCGGCGGUCUCCUUCUGAUCGCAGGGGUCGCUCACGCUCACGUGACAAAAAGUACAAAAAGCUACCUGAUGAUUUCGCUGAUCGAAGGUUCUAUGGUACGAUGAGAAUGGUGAACAAAGGCUCUGGAUUUGGCUUCAUCUCAUGUGCCGAAACUCGAGCAGAAUUUGGCCGAGAUGUCUUUGUGGACCUGAAUCGGCUACCUGCAAGUUGCGACCGUGAGGGUGACAAAGUGAGCUUCAAGUUGGUGGUGGGAAGAAAAGGCUAUGCGGAAGCGACAUCGGUGGAACGAGGCUGAGCAAGAGAAAGUGAUGAAAGCAGUGAGUGAGAGAAUCUGCACAGAUUCGAAGCUAGGACAAUGCUGCAAGGAUGAGGCCUGACUGCAGCGGUGGAAGGUUGGUCAACCUGGUAUUGGCAAAAACAAAGGUAGAAUGGGAUGGAGUGGGGAGUGAGAUGGUCUGUUUCAGCUUUGCACCGCUUCACUAGGUGAACAUGUGAAACGUUCCACAUUCCAUUCAGAAAAAGUUCAAUUGUCAGGUUGGACCGGCGCUGAAAGAUACCUCUUUCUACGAGCCAGACAUACUCAAAACUUAAGACUUCCUUUCCGGAAAUUUCUACUUUAUAUCAGGGCGUGUUUGUUUGGAAUUGCGCGCGAAGAUGUUGAUGUGCUCGGCUGGAAUUUGGUGUGCGAGCACAAGGAUUUGUUAAUAAAAAGUUUGCC
Durusdinium trenchii is the source of this 883-nucleotide messenger RNA. The record is from the annotation of a GenBank genome assembly. Lineage: Eukaryota; Dinophyceae; Suessiales; Symbiodiniaceae.